Messenger RNA from Rhipicephalus sanguineus (brown dog tick), 3939 nucleotides. RefSeq names its product inositol hexakisphosphate and diphosphoinositol-pentakisphosphate kinase 2-like. Gene Ontology annotation, biological process: inositol metabolic process; inositol phosphate biosynthetic process. Gene Ontology annotation, molecular function: inositol hexakisphosphate kinase activity; diphosphoinositol pentakisphosphate kinase activity; 5-diphosphoinositol pentakisphosphate 1-kinase activity. The record is from RefSeq and is a predicted model, not a curated record. Gene Ontology annotation, cellular component: cytosol. NCBI's taxonomy places the organism in Eukaryota, Metazoa, Arthropoda, Arachnida, Ixodida, Ixodidae.
GAGCCUAAAGAGCGGCUAGAGGACGUCCUUUUUUUUUUCUUUCCUAUCAGUGUGCGUGUGUGGUGUAGUUGCGCGAUGCAACUGAUGCAGUAUCUUGUAAAUACUUAGUUCUUCCUCGCGGUUAUUUUGUUUCUCCUAUCGUCAUAGUAACCCUAUGAGUAGUUCCCUUUCUCCCUACAGCCCGAGUGAACCCCCAUCCAUUUGUUACGAGACGAAUAGCGAUCGAUUAUUUCGCGAAAGCAUUUAGUCGCUUCACUCGAGUACAAUACCCGUGUACCGCGAGUUUCCGGUAGUUGUCCUUGCAGUUCGGUCUUUGGAAUGUUAGAUACGCGCCCCCUGACAUAUUUCUAGAGAGACGCUGUUACUCUCCUAUGGUGAGCUGACACCAUGCAGGAUGACCUGAACGUUCCUGCGCGGAUCUACCAGGCUACAAGAUUUCAGAAAGGCGAUGACCGAUAAUGUCUUACAAUGAAUUGGAGCAAGGUUAUCUGGGCCUGACAAGUCAACCAUUGUUCUACAUAGGGGAUGACUGUGGUUAUAUUAAUUGGAACAAAAUAGAAAAGGAUACCGAACAUGCAGAUUCGGAAGAUGAAACUCUUGCUCCAGGGAAGCAAGUUCUGGUCGGCAUUUGUGCCAUGGCCAAGAAAUCUCAGUCCAAACCGAUGAAGGAGAUUCUCACGAGACUCGAGGAAUUUGAAUACAUCAAAACUGUCGUCUUUCCCGAGGAAGUCAUCUUAAAUGAGCCAGUCGAAGAGUGGCCAUUAUGUGACUGCCUCGUGUCUUUCCAUUCCAAAGGGUUUCCCCUGAACAAGGCCAUCGAAUAUGCUGAGCUCAGAAAUCCUUUCAUUAUCAAUGAUCUUUUCAUGCAAUAUGACAUCCAAGACAGGAGGAAAGUGUACAGCAUUCUUGAGGGUGCCGGCAUUGAAUUACCGAGAUAUGCGGUCCUCGACAGAGAAUCAACGGAUGAAAGACGAUGGAACUCAGAUGCGUCAUCGCUGUCAUCCGCCAUGGGGAUCGCACACCUAAACAAAAGAUGAAAAUGGAGGUGAAGCACCCAAAGUUCUUUGAGCUUUUCGAGCAUUAUGGAGGUUUCAAGGAUGGCCACAUCAAAUUGAAGAAGCCAAAGCAGCUGCAGGAGAUCUUGGACAUAUCACGCUUCCUUCUGAGUGAAAUUGAACACAAGUCUGAUCCUGAAGUCGAAGAAAACAAAGUGAAGCUGGAGCAGCUGAAAUCGGUUCUUGAAAUGUAUGGACAUUUUUCUGGCAUCAACCGCAAGGUGCAGCUGAAAUACCAACCGAAAGGAAGGCCACGGCAUUCAAGCAGCGAUGAAGGCAAGCCUAGGGAACCCUCGCUGGUACUCAUUCUGAAGUGGGGAGGUGAGCUGACACCAGCGGGCCGGGUACAGGCCGAAGAACUGGGCCGCGUCUUCAGAUGUAUGUACCCAGGUGGACAAGUGGAAUGCCAUCAACCAUUCUCAACGGCUUCGAUCGAGGAAACGAGUGAAUACGCUGGGACUCGAGGACUGGGGUUGCUACGCCUGCACAGCACCUUCCGUCACGACCUCAAGAUAUACGCCUCGGACGAGGGCAGAGUGCAAAUGACGGCUGCAGCUUUUGCCAAGGGUCUUCUGGCUUUAGAAGGUGAAUUGACGCCGAUUCUUGUCCAAAUGGUAAAAUCGGCAAACACGAACGGUCUACUGGACAACGACUGCGACUCCAGCAAGUAUCAGAACAUGGUGAAACAGAGACUGCAUGAAGCAUUCCAGGUGGACCAUGACUUCACAGAAGAGGACUUUGAAAAGCUCAACCCUACACAUGCACGAUCCAUUCAGAAUGCUCUGCAGUUCAUCAAAAAUCCCGUCAAGGCAUGUCAGCACGUCUAUGAGAUCAUACAGGACCUGAUCAAACUGAUCAAAUGCCGCAAGGACGAAAGCAAGACCCAUGUUCCCCUGUACCAUGGGGAGACGUGGGAGCUGAUGCUGCGACGCUGGGCCAAGCUGGAGAAGGACUUCAAGCUGAAGAACGGCAAGUUUGACAUCAGCAAGAUCCCCGACGUCUAUGACUGCAUCAAGUAUGACCUGCAGCACAACCAGCACACCCUGCAGUUUGUGCAUGCAGAAGAGCUCUAUCUGUAUGCCAAGGCUCUGGCCGAUGUUGUCAUACCCCAGGAGUAUGGUCUGACCCUCCAAGAAAAGCUUACAAUUGGUCUGGGCAUUUGCACACCUCUGCUGAAGAAGAUCCGAGCAGAUCUGCACCGAAACAUCGACCCCGCAGCGGAUGAGACUGAGAGUGUGAAUCGACUCAACCCGCAGUACUCUCAUGGAGUCUCUUCGCCUGGUCGACAUGUCCGCACAAGGCUGUACUUCACUAGUGAAAGCCACAUCCAUUCUUUGCUGACUGUGCUCAGAUAUGGAGGUCUGCUAGAUGAGACCAAGGAUGAACAGUGGCGCAGAGCCAUGGAAUACGUGAACGCAGUCACGGAACUGAACUACAUGACACAGAUUGUGAUUAUGCUGUAUGAGGAUCCCACGAAGGACCAGCACUCGGAAGAGCGCUUCCACGUGGAGCUUCACUUCAGCCCUGGUGUCGUCUGCUGUGUCCAGAAGAACCUGCCGCCAGGUCCUGGUUUCCGACCGCAAAGUCGCAGUGGACCGAGAGAAAAGUCAUCGGAAAAGGGUAUGCUCGGAGCAGCGUCUCAUGAAGCAGGAGAAAAGCAUGGCUGCAUUGAAGAGGAAGAAGAUGAGCUUACGUUUGAUGAUGAGGGAAGGUACGAGGAAGUAUGGUCAGAUCAUGAAUCUCCCACCAUUCUGGAUGAUGGCAAUUCAAAGGAAGCAGCAUCUGCGUCCAGAGCUUCUGCUUCAGUGGUGCCCCCAUUUCUUUCAUCGCAGCCAAUACCAAUUGGAAAAGUUCUGCAGUGCAUGGCCAUGGAAGUGCACGCUAACGCUGUCAUCACCGCACCCAAACCUGCAGCUACCCAUACUGUUGCCCUCACAAAAGCACCCGGAGAUGAGCAUCUGAAGCCAUACCCAAUUGUGCGAUGUAACUCGGACAGCCAACGACCAAGGAGUUUGGACAGCGAUGCCGCAGAGCCUCCAAAGGUGGACAAAGAUGGCUUACACAGGCACCGUCAUUCUGUCCCAGGGCAAUUGAGCUCCUAUCUGAGGAUUUGCAGUGUUGCUGACCUCCCUAAGGUCUUUGGUUCAUCUGGGAGCCUGUUUAGUACGGCAGUGAUCAGUGGUUCUUCCAGCGCUCCAGACUUGAAAAAUCUUUUUCCCACUGCUGUUGCUGAUGGCAUAGUUAGCGUACCAUCGAUCCGGCCCUUGGAAACACUGCACAACGCGCUGUCCCUGCAUCAGUUGGACCAGUUUCUGGGCAAGGUGACUAGUGCAACGUACAGGCUGCUCCUGAGCUCUGUUCCCAAGGUUCCUGGAUCCACGUAUAGCAACAGCCAGUUCUCGGCCCUUCCUGUUGCGUCACCUUCCAGCAGGGAUUCUGGGGUGUUUCCAGGUAUGAUAUGGAGUGGGCCACCUUCGUUUGUGUCUAGCAGCGGACCAUCGACACCGACGUCGUCGACCCUGGACAUCUGGACGAAGCUGCGCCAGAUGAACGAGAACGAGUCCAGCGCCGCCGAGUCGUCGGGCACGACUAGCAGAAAUAGCUACAGCACGCCACCUUCACCGCACGACCCACGAUACUACAAUAACAGUCUCUGAAUGCCUCCUCCCCCCUUUCUCUCACCAUACAGUGGUUGACAUGGCCCUGUAAAUAAUCAAGAAGAAGAAAAAAAAUGUCCUAUUUUUUGUAAGUGCAGGAUUGAUAUAAUGUGUACCAUGAGUUGCUUCGAGCAAUCUUCGAGUGCUUCCUCGGCCCACUGGAAGCACCCUUCUCCUCAUUUGAUUGUUUCGUUCAGUUUGUUGAAUAAAUAGUUGUACAGAAGCAG